CAGCCACGGACCUGGACUGGGAGAGUCUAACUCCAUCGCGGCUGACAGGGACCACUACAUUUCCCAGGAGUCUCAGCAGCGACACCAACCGGAAGCGGCGGGCGAAUUGCUUGUCCUUGCGCGGCGAGUGAAGCGAGAGACCAACCAUGGUGGCUCGAGUGUGGUCGCUGAUGAGGUUCCUCAUCAAGGGGAGUGUGGCUGGAGGAGCGGUCUACCUUGUUUAUGACCAGGAGCUGCUGGGGCCUAGUGACAAGAGUGAGGCUGCCCUGCGGAAGGCCGAGGAGGUUGUGCCACCAGCAAUGUACCAGUUCAGCCAAUAUGUGUGCCAGCAGACAGGUCUGGAGAUGCCGCAGCUCCCAACCCCUCCAAAGAUUAAAUUUCCGAACUUCCGUGACUCCUGGAACUCAGGCAUCAUCUCAGUCAUGUCAGCUUUGUCGGUGGCCCCCUCCAAGGCCAGAGAAUACUCCAAGGAGGGCUGGGAGUACCUCAAGGAACACAGCAAGUAAUGGAUGCUACCUGCCCCAGCAUUAUGGGGGUCAAGACCAGGAUGGCAAAGACAUCCCAGUGGGGACCUCACUCUGAGGGCAGCUUCCAGCAUUGCUGGCCCAAUAAAGGACUUGGGAAUGGUC
Molecule: messenger RNA, 629 nt
Organism: Mus pahari (shrew mouse)
Lineage: Eukaryota; Metazoa; Chordata; Mammalia; Rodentia; Muridae
Gene: Micos13
Product: mitochondrial contact site and cristae organizing system subunit 13
Exons: 4
Coding region: 147-506 (119 amino acids)
Biological process (GO): cristae formation
Cellular component (GO): mitochondrial crista junction; MICOS complex
Source: RefSeq, a predicted model, not a curated record